AUGACAGGUGCCAUGAAAGUGUCAAUCAUGCUCCUCCUAGUAACUGUGUCCGACUGUGCCGUGAUCACUGGGGCCUGUGAGUGGGAUGUCCAAUGUGGAGCACGCACCUGCUGUGCCAUCAGCCUGUGGCUGCGGGGGCUGCGGAUAUGUACCCCACUGGGUCAGGAAGGAGAAGCGUGCCACCCCAGCAGCCACAAGGUCCCCUUCUUCCGGAGACGCCAGCACCACACCUGUCCCUGCUCACCCAACCUGCUGUGCUCCAGGUUCCUGGAUGGAAGGUACCGCUGCUCCGUGGACUUGAAGAACAUCAAUUUUUAG
Messenger RNA from Urocitellus parryii (Arctic ground squirrel), 318 nucleotides. RefSeq names its product prokineticin 1 (gene Prok1). Lineage: Eukaryota; Metazoa; Chordata; Mammalia; Rodentia; Sciuridae. The record is from RefSeq and is a predicted model, not a curated record. Gene Ontology annotation, biological process: endothelial cell proliferation.